This is a messenger RNA of Bacillus rossius redtenbacheri, 882 nucleotides long. Its product is annotated as histone-lysine N-methyltransferase SETMAR. Gene Ontology annotation, cellular component: nucleus. Lineage: Eukaryota; Metazoa; Arthropoda; Insecta; Phasmatodea; Bacillidae. The transcript has a single exon. The record is from RefSeq and is a predicted model, not a curated record. Gene Ontology annotation, molecular function: histone methyltransferase activity; zinc ion binding; protein binding. The coding region runs from base 1 to 882 and encodes 293 amino acids.
AUGAAUGUUGAAGAGGAAAAAGAAUAUUUUGUUGAUGUUGGGGGUGAUAAUUCUAAAUCUAGAGAGUUGGAAUUCUCCACGCAGAACAGUUGUGGGAUUGAUGAUUAUACUCAUACCUCACCGAACGUUAGCUACGUAGAUUGUAACGUACCAGGACCAGAAUGUGAUAUGGAUGAUUUUGAAGCCCAGUAUGCUAAGGGCUGCAAUUGUUUGGAUGGGAAUUGUGCCUCAGAAGAAAGUUGUCCAUGUGUCUCAAGGUAUGGUCAGAACUACGUGGAUUUCUGUUUGUUGCCUGGCAAAUUUGGUGGGCCAGUGGUGGAAUGUAACAGUGAGUGUAGUUGUGCAUUUGAAGGUAAAUGUGCUAAUAGUUUGGUACAGCGAGGACCUCGAAAAUUUUUGGAAAUAUUCAGCACAUCAAACGGGAAGGGCUUGGGAUUGCAGACGAAUUCAAAAAUCCCCAUCGGUGGCUUCAUCUGUGAAUAUGCCGGCGAGGUGAUCGGUGAGGAAGAGGCUCGAAGACGCGCUCAGCGCACCACCUCCCGGCAGAUGAAUUACAUUUUUGUGUUGAAGGAGCACCUCUCGGGUGGGACGGUCAUCAAGACGUGCGUCGACCCCACGAUGAUCGGGAACAUCGGUCGCUACAUAAACCACAGCUGCCGGCCGAACGCAGCCGUCGUGCCGGUGCGAGUGGACUGCCCUGUUCCCAGGCUGGGUAUAUUUGCUGUGAGAGACAUCGAGGCCGGCGAGGAAAUUACAUUCGACUACGGCGGUGAGGUAGGGGACUCGAAGCCGGGACCAGCCACCUCUGUCUGUAGAACACCUUGUUGCUGUUCGGCUGAAAGCUGCAGGAAGUAUUUGCCAUUUGAUUCAGCACUACUGUGA